UCGCCAUGGACAAGCAGGAUAAACUUCUGGAAGAGGCAGAGCACUUGGCAAAGCACAUGUCAGCAUAUCAACAUGAUCUGCCCCCCGAUAUCAGCCCUAACACCCAAAUCUCUGAGGAUGCGAAGGAAGAGUUAGUACAGCAAUGCGAGGAAAUAUGGCAAGAAAUGCAAGAGUGCCAGAGUCGGUUAGCAGUCCAGAGUACAGAACCAUUACCUGAAUCAGAUAUACAGUUACAUUUGCUCAUGUUGCAAGUGAGAGCCCUCAAUGCAGAAUAUGAACAGUGGCAGAAGAGAUCUCCUGAAAUCAUCUCUAAAAACCAGGAGGUUCUUCUAGCCGUUGGAAAAGAAGAGUUGAAGAAAACAGACCGGGAGCUUGAGAUGAUGCUUUCUUCAGUUCAAGCAAAGAACAAAGAAUUGAAGAAAGAUCUGGAAGAAGAACAGUAUUGGUUGGAUGGUCAGCAGCAGUUAGUGGAUGCUCUCACUGCCAGGCUUGAAGAGCUGAGAAGUCAGGCCACUGGGUUUUCAGAGAAUAGCGUGUUUCAAGAUCUUGCAAGUAAGCUUGUGAAAGUAAGAGCGUAUAAGGAGGAACUCUUAACGGCGCUGGGAGCCUUUCUAGAAGAUCAUUUUCCUCUUCCUGAACAACACGAGCUGAGCAGCAAAAAGAAAAAGGUGCUUUCUCCUGAGCCUUCGGUGGAGCUGAUAACUUUACAUGAAAUUUUAGAGAUCCUCAUAAACAAGAUGAUGUCAACUCCACACGACCCAUAUGUUGUAAUUGACAAGCAUUACUGGCCUCCAUACAUUGAAAUGAUACUGAGAUAUGGAAUUGCACUGCGGCACCCUGAAGACCCAAACAGAUUACGAUUAGAAGCCUUCCAUCAAUGACUGUGUUCCAAUUGCUAUGAAAAAAGCAAAAAAUAUGAAUUAGGGGGGUAAACGUGCAUAGUAGGGUAAAACACACAUGGUGA
Spea bombifrons (plains spadefoot toad) is the source of this 964-nucleotide messenger RNA. RefSeq names its product centromere protein K (gene CENPK). Gene Ontology annotation, cellular component: nucleus. The record is from RefSeq and is a predicted model, not a curated record. Bases 6 to 881 code for a protein of 291 amino acids. The transcript is spliced from 11 exons. Lineage: Eukaryota; Metazoa; Chordata; Amphibia; Anura; Pelobatidae. Gene Ontology annotation, biological process: kinetochore assembly; mitotic sister chromatid segregation.